AUGGUACAUCAGUUGAAUAGGAGGUUCGCCUCGGAUUCAGCUUACGCAAGAUUGUACUCAGAUUUUGUAGCUGAAUACGCAACGCUGCGACAUAUGAUACCGAUACCAGAUUCUCAGUCAGAAUCCACUUCUGGAUAUUACUUACCUCAUCAUGGAAUAGUAAAGGAAAGUAGUAUCACGACUAAGCUAAGGGUAGUGUUUAAUGGAUCCAGCAAGACUACGACGGGAAUAUCACUGAACGACUUACUUCAUGUUGGACCCAAAAUGCAAACUGACUUGUUCAAGGUCUUGAUUUGGUUUAGACAAUUUCGAUAUGUAUUUUCAGCUGACGUUGAGAAGAUGUUCCGUCAGAUAAAGAUCCAUCCAGAAGACUGGAAAUAUCAGCAAAUUUUAUGGAUAGACCACGAGGGUCACUUAUCGACCUAUCAACUUACAACCGUAACCUACGGAUUGGCUUGCGCUCCCUAUCAAGCUCUUCGGGUCAUGUAUCAACUAACUACGGAUGAAGGAGAGAAAUUUCCCUUAGCGGUUCCUGUAUUGACACAGGGCCGGUAUGUAGAUGACCUCUUCGGAGGAGGAGAUUCUAUCGAUCAGGCGCAAAUGAUUCUUCAGCAGGUAGACCAACUCUGCAUGGCGGGCGAGUUCCACUUGCAGAAAUGGGUUAGUAAUCACCCUGACGUAUUAACAUCCAUACCGGAACAGGAUAGAAUUUUUAGUUCGUCUGUACCAGUUGGGGAGAACUCAGUUGUGCUGUCACUUGGACUAUAUUGGCAUUUAGAUACGGACAUUUUCCGAUUUAAUUUUCACCACAAACAAACGGAGAUCAUUUCGAAACGAAUUAUAUUGUCUACAAUUGCAAGGUUGUUCGAUCCGCUUGGUUUCCUAUCACCUGUUAUUAUAAAGGCGAAGAUAUUAAUGCAAGAAGUUUGGUCAAUACAACUGGGAUGGGAUGACCCAGUUCCUUCUACGAUAGCUUCUAAAUGGACCUCAUUCGUUAACGAUCUUCAGAAUUUAACUUCUGUUAGUUUUCCUAGAUGGAUAGGCUUAAGUUCCGAUCGAACAUUUGAAAUACACGGAUUCGCUGAUGCUUCACCGCAUGCAUUUGCAGCAGUCGUCUAUACUCGAUUGACCUCUAGCGAUGGAACUAUCCAUACGAAGUUAAUUGGUUCAAAGACUAAAGUGGCUCCCUUGAAACGGAUGACCAUACCGCGGUUGGAGCUCGCUGGUGCGGUUCUCCUGACCAAGCUAGUGAGACACAUAUUGGAGAUUUUGAAUCAGAAUCACAUUCCCAUUUAUUUAUGGACCGACUCGUCUGUGGCGCUCACCUGGAUAAGUAACCAUCCUUCACGUUGGAAGGACUUCGUCCACAACAGAGUCUGCUUUAUUCAGGAAUCCUUGCCGCAAGCGCAAUGGAGGUUCGUGGCAGGACAGGAGAAUCCUGCCGACUUGGCAACAAGAGGUUUAACAGUUAGUCAACUAUUAAAUAAGGAGAUUUGGUGGAACGGGCCCGUGUGGUUAACGAGACCGUAUUCUGAUUGGCCAACUACUCUAAGCGGUACCGAAAGCACUGAAAACCUGGAAGAAAAACCCAUUAAGGUGGUUACGAUUUGCGUUCAACAGUUCGAAUAUUGGAGUCUUCUAUCGAGAUACUCUUCCUUAACGAAAUUACUUAGGAUUACUGCCGUUUGCCGACGAGUUAUUGACAGGUUUCGCAAAUCUCCUAAGUCAUCUCUGACGCAUCCUCUCACUACCACUGAAUUAGAUUCGGCGAAACAAUUUUGGGUAAAAACCGUACAAUCAGCGGUCUUUUCAAAAGAGCUUGAGUUGAUUUCUAGCGGAAAACACUUUCAACCUUCACACCCAUUUUCGCGACUUACGCCGUUCAAAGGUGCUGACGGUAUCUUACGGGUUGGGGGUCGCCUUCAAAAUUCAUCGUUAGGGAUGGAAGCCAGACAUCCGGCUAUCUUACCGAAGUGUUCUCCACUCACUACAUUAGUCAUAGCAGAUACGCAUGAGCGAACCUUGCAUGGGGGAACUCAGAUCAUGUUAUCCACUCUGCGUGAGGAAUUUUGGAUCAUAGGGGGUCGGGUCCCUAUCAAGAGUCAUAUACUUAAAUGCAUUCAAUGCACUCGUUUCCGUCAGAAAAGGGCGCAGCAGUUGAUGGGUCAGCUUCCAAAGGCACGAGUUACACAAUCUCGUCCAUUUCUCCAUUCGGGUAUUGAUUAUGCUGGACCACUCUCCAUUAAAACGUGGAAGGGAAAAAACGCUCGAAAGUAUAAGGCCUAUGUUGCUCUAUUUGUCUGUCUUUCUACCUCAGCGAUUCAUCUGGAGUUGGUUACUGAUUACACCGUUGAUGCGUUCAUAGCUGCAUAUAAACGAUUCACGGGGCGGAGAGGAAUCUGUACUUCAUUAUGGAGUGACUGUGGCACUAAUUUUACAGGUGCAGAUAUUACGUUGCAACGAUUAUUCUCCGAAGCCACAUCCGAAUCUCAGCAACUCGCUUCUCUGCUAGCAAAUAACGGUACACAGUGGAAUUUAACCCCCCCAUCAGCUCCGCAUUUUGGCGGAAAAUGGGAGGCAGGAGUAAAAUCCUUGAAAUUCCACCUUCGUCGAGUAAUAGGAGACGCGUUAUUGACCUAUGAAGAGAUGAAUACUCUACUCGUUCAGAUCGAGGCCAUUCUCAAUUCGAGACCACUAACACCACUAAGUAACGAUCCAGAAGAUUUAAACGCCUUGACCCCUGGUCACUUCCUCAUGGGCUGCGCGCCUAAUGUUGUACCAGAACCAUCUUUAGAGGACACGUGUAUUCCAAGACUAUCCAGAUGGCAACUAAUACGAAAAAUGGUUGAUUGCUUUUGGACAAGAUGGUCCAAAGAAUGCUUACAGCGAUAUCACGCUAUAUCCAAGUGGAAGAUUGAAUCUGAUUCGAUCGGGAUAGGUUCCAUGGUGUUCGUUGUGGAUGAGAGAUAUCCGCCUGCUAAAUGGCCACUAGCGAGAGUCAUUGCUGUUCAUCCUGGUGAGGAUGACUUAGUACGGGUAGUGACUAUCAAGACUCAAGCUUCUAUCUUAAAGAGACCGGUGGUCAAACUAUGUCCGCUUCCUAUUCAAGCUGACGUUAUGUAG
Messenger RNA from Trachymyrmex cornetzi, 3123 nucleotides. RefSeq lists its product as uncharacterized. The coding region runs from base 1 to 3123 and encodes 1040 amino acids. Gene Ontology annotation, biological process: DNA integration. Gene Ontology annotation, molecular function: nucleic acid binding. The transcript has a single exon. The record is from RefSeq and is a predicted model, not a curated record. Lineage: Eukaryota; Metazoa; Arthropoda; Insecta; Hymenoptera; Formicidae.